Prunus armeniaca (apricot) is the source of this 990-nucleotide messenger RNA. The record is from the annotation of a GenBank genome assembly. NCBI's taxonomy places the organism in Eukaryota, Viridiplantae, Streptophyta, Magnoliopsida, Rosales, Rosaceae.
AUGUUUAUAUAUGUUGAUCUACUUCUAGGUGUGCACGCGGGGAACACUAAUAAAAAUGGUUUCAAGGCACUUAUUGCUGCCGAGUACAGUGGUGUCAAAGUUGAACUGGUGAAGAAUUUUGAGAUGGGUGUGUCCAACAAAAGUCCCAAGUUUCUUGAAAUGAACCCCAUCGGGAAGGUUCCUGUGUUAGAAACACCUGAUGGACCUGUUUUUGAGAGUAAUGCCAUUGCACGCUAUGUUACUCGGUUGAAGGCAGAUAAUCCUCUUUUUGGUUCUUCCUUAAUUGAAUAUGCUCAUGUGGAGCAAUGGAUUGAUUUUGCCACUUUGGAGAUUGACUCCAAUAUUUUGCGAUGGUUAAUACCACGUAUCGGUUUUGCUGUUUACCUUCCUCCGGCUGAGGAAGCUGCAAUUUCUGCAUUGAAGAGAGCGCUAACUGCUUUGAAUGCUCAUCUUUCUUCCAACACAUACCUGGUUGGGCAUUCUGUGACGUUGGCUGAUAUCAUUAUGGCAUGUAAUUUGACUCUGGGAUUUAGCCGGUUAUUGACAAAAAAAUUUACCUCUGAAUUUCCCCAUGUUGAGAGAUACUUUUGGACCUUGGUUAAUCAGCCAAAUUUUCGCAAGAUAUUGGGCGAAGUUAAACAAGCAGAAUCUGUUCCAUCUAUUCAGUCAGCAAAGAAGCCUUCACAGGCAAAGGAACCCACAAGACCUAAGGAUGAACCAAAGAAAGAGGCCAAGAAAGAACCAGCGAAGCCUAAAUUAGAAGAGGCUGCUGCUGAAGAAGAGGCACCCAAGCCCAAGGCAAAGAAUUCUCUUGAUCUUUUGCCUCCUAGCAAGAUGAUUCUGGAUGAAUGGAAAAGGCUUUAUUCAAACACAAAGACCAACUUCCGUGAGGUUGCUGUAAAGGAUUCUGGGACAUGUACGACCCAGAGGGUUACUCGCUUUGGUUCUGCGAUUACAAGUACAAUGAUGAAAAUACUGUAUCAUUUGUGA